Zophobas morio is the source of this 836-nucleotide messenger RNA. Its product is annotated as transcription factor HES-1-like. Gene Ontology annotation, molecular function: protein dimerization activity; RNA polymerase II cis-regulatory region sequence-specific DNA binding; DNA-binding transcription factor activity, RNA polymerase II-specific. The transcript is spliced from 2 exons. The coding region runs from base 355 to 786 and encodes 143 amino acids. The record is from RefSeq and is a predicted model, not a curated record. Gene Ontology annotation, biological process: regulation of transcription by RNA polymerase II; regulation of neurogenesis; anterior/posterior pattern specification. NCBI's taxonomy places the organism in Eukaryota, Metazoa, Arthropoda, Insecta, Coleoptera, Tenebrionidae. Gene Ontology annotation, cellular component: nucleus.
UUUUACAUAAUUUAAAACCCGUAUACAUUGUACAAUUUCGAGGUGACCUCACUACAUGAUAUUCGUAUUACACGUUUAGAAUUUGACAACAGUCGAUCCAGUGGUUUCGGAGACUAUCACAGACGGCGGACAGACACGCAGCCAGACCGACGGAAACGAGAAGUAAUAAUUGAUUUUUGUUGGAAGAUUUUAACCGGGACGCCUCUGACGGUCCCCAUUCCCACCAGCCGAGCUUUUGUAAAUAGUUCAACAGGUAUCCAAGGAAAGAGAGGGGGUUGUGCGCUUCUUUAAGAACACGUGAGUCGAUCUUCAACUGUCAUUUGCAAGAAGCAACAAGUGGUGUCACUAUCCAAAAUGAAAAGCGAAAACGAAAAAAAAGUCGGAGUUUCUGAAACUCGCAAGAUUCGAAAACCCCUGAUGGAAAAGAAACGUCGCGCCCGAAUCAACGACAGCCUCGAAGCCCUCAAGCAAAUCCUCCUCGAUUCUAAAGCCACCCUCAAAGAAUCGGCGAGUCGGAGAAGUGGUCAAAGGACCGCGAAGUUAGAAAAGGCCGAUAUUUUGGAAAUGACGGUUCGCUAUGUGCAACAUUUACGGGGCAAACUAAACCAAAAAGACGACGUUGAAGAGAAGAAAAGCUGUGAUUCUGCGGACUUAAAAAUGGGGGUUACUUUGAUUCCUACGAAGUUGAGUAGUGGUGAUAUCGUUUUUGUUAUGCCUUCGAAUUUUACACCCAGUCAGAACGGCGACAAGUUGACGAAAAUGGGCAACGUGUGGAGGCCGUGGUGACAAGAAAUGUUGUUGUUGGAAGACUGUUUUUUCUGUGAUAUUAAACUGUA